Molecule: messenger RNA, 1803 nt
Organism: Didymosphaeria variabile
Lineage: Eukaryota; Fungi; Ascomycota; Dothideomycetes; Pleosporales; Didymosphaeriaceae
Exons: 1
Coding region: 1-1803 (600 amino acids)
Biological process (GO): carbohydrate metabolic process
Cellular component (GO): vacuole
Molecular function (GO): beta-galactosidase activity
Source: RefSeq, a predicted model, not a curated record
AUGGCACCCCUACCAAAUCAUCGGCGGCCAAAUGGACCCCAGCGCAUCCCCCCGCCCUACUGGCGCGACCGUUUACGCAAAGCGCGCGCCCUCGGCUUAAACACUAUCUUCACCUACACGUUUUGGAACAUGCUGGAGCCUAGCCAAGGACACUGGGACGAGAGCGAAGGCCAGGGCAUAGCCACUUUUUUCAAAACCGCGCAGGAGGAAGGACUCAAUGUAGUCCUCCGCCCAGGCCCGUACAUUUGCGGGGAACGCGAAUGGGGGGGCUUCCCCGCGUGGUUGGCGAGCGUGGAUGGGAUGGUGGUAAGGAGUAACAACGCGCCGUUCCUCUCCGCAGCGUCCAGCUAUCUUGAGAAUUUGGCCAGGGGCUUAAGAGGCUUGCAUGUUAACGAAGGAGGCCCGAUUGUCAUGCUACAAGUUGAGAAUGAAUAUGGGAGCUAUGGGGAUGAUCACAGUUACACUUCUGCUGUUAAAGACCUUUUGAAGAAAGCCUUUGGGGGGGAUAAAGUGCUGUAUACGAAUGAUGGGACGGAGGAGUGGACGCUUGAAGGGGGGAGUGUGCCUGGUGUACUUGCUGAAAUAGACGGCGAUCCGAGGGCGGGGUUCGCGGCGCUGAGGAAGUACAUCACUGACCCCUCUAUGAAAGGCCCGCUGCUAGACGGCGAGUAUUACACGUGGACGUUCGAUAGCUGGGGGUAUAAUCGCAGUACGCCUAACACGCAGGCUUUUGUAGACGACAUCGGCUACGUGCUUGGAAACGAGAGCGCGGGGAUAAGUUUGUACAUGGUGCACGGCGGGACGAAUUUCGGGUUUGGCAAUGGUGCGCUGUGGCAGGGGAAGACGAGGGCGUUUACGACGAGUUAUGAUUAUGGGGCGCCGGUUGAUGAGGCGGGGAGGACGGGGGAGCUUUACGACACGCUUCGCGGCACGAUAUUGAAGUAUGUGGAUGGGGGUGCGCCAGAUGUUCCGGAUAAUAUCCCGUUGAAUGAGAUUCCGGCAUUCGAGCUUAAGCCGGCGAGACCGCUUUUCGAGACGCUCGAUGCUGGGAAUGUGGUGGAGAGUAAGGAGCCACUGAGUAUGGAGGCGCUGGGCCAGGCAUACGGCUUCACGCUCUACACGCACAUUACCGCCGUUCCUCUCUACGGUCUGCUUUCCCCGGGGGACCGUGCGAGAGACCGCGUUAUCGUUUACGUUAAUGAUAUCUUCGCCGGCGUGGUGGAUUCUACAUAUACAUAUCCCCAGAACGUCACUGUUAAGCUGGAAAAAGGCGACAAAUUAGACCUCCUAGUCGAGAAUCUGGGGAGGGUGGAUUAUUACUCUCGCGGGACGGAGUUUUCCAACGGUAUACUAGAUCCGUAUAAAGGUAUUGUGGGAGAUGUGAGGUUUGGAAAUACGACGUUGGAGGGGUGGAAAAUGCAGGUCAUCCCCUUGACGCAUCUUCCCGACUUGGAGCGAGGCGGAUACAACACUGGCAUCAGUUCGACUCAGCCUAUAUUCUUCACCGGGAAUUUUGAAGCUCAGACCACUGGCAAGGAUGCCGCAGCUCUAGAUACAUACCUCACCAUCCAGAACGGUGUGAAGGGAAAUGUCUGGGUUAACGACUUCCACCUCGGCCGGUACUGGAACAGAGGACCGCAGCAGAGUUUGUACCUUCCUGGCACGGUGUUGAAUGAUGGUGUGAAUAAGGUUGUAGUAUUAGAAGUAGAACCUUCACGUGUGCAGGGCCAGAUGAAGGGCGUCGGAAUCAGUCAGCGUGUCUGGGAGACGAGGGGGGAUGUGGAUUGUCCGGGCUGUGUAUAG